Molecule: messenger RNA, 3811 nt
Organism: Platichthys flesus (European flounder)
Lineage: Eukaryota; Metazoa; Chordata; Actinopteri; Pleuronectiformes; Pleuronectidae
Gene: pcyt1aa
Product: phosphate cytidylyltransferase 1A, choline a
Exons: 10
Coding region: 421-1530 (369 amino acids)
Biological process (GO): CDP-choline pathway
Cellular component (GO): endoplasmic reticulum
Molecular function (GO): phosphatidylcholine binding; choline-phosphate cytidylyltransferase activity
Source: RefSeq, a predicted model, not a curated record
UUGUAGUUCUUGUGCAGUUGACCUGUCAGCGUUGUAGUACAAGCUGUCACUGCCGCUGAUUUAUUUGUCCUUCUGGAGGUUACAGUCUCCCAGCGGCUGCGACACCACGGCUUCUCACGCUCAGGGCUGUUUGUUCUCACUGUCGCUGCUGCCGUCAGCUAAUCGGCGAGCUAACACCUAAAGUUAGCUAACGAGCUCACCAACUUGACAGCUAGCUCGCUUGCUAGCUAGCUCUCGACGGUAGCUAGCUGCGUUAGCUAUCCAGGCUGCUGCUCGUAGGAGGGGAGGAACCCGCCCACUCCUGCUAAACUAAACAGCCAUUCCGGACAAAAGAGUGAACGUUUAUUGGCAAGUCGCAACCAACAUCAAGGUGCAUCACCAGUCCCCCCCCUGGCUGGAGUGUGAAUCAAUGCAAUCCAGAUGGAAGCCGAAGGGUCCAGUGAGAUGCUGCUGACCAGGAAGAGAAGAAGAGAGAGUUCCAAUGGGGACAAAGAUGAGGGCGAGAGGCAUGUGAAAUAUCCCAGAUGCACUGUGGGACUGAAGCACCCUGCACCUUUCGCAGAUGAGCUGGAGCCAGCUGUUAAACCCUAUGAGAGGGUCAACAUGGAGACGGCCAAGAGGGGAACACCACCUGACAGACCAGUGCGGGUGUAUGCAGAUGGCAUCUUCGACGUUUUCCACUCGGGUCACGCCAGAGCUCUCAUGCAGGCUAAAUGCCUCUUCCCAAAUACCCACCUCAUCGUUGGAGUGUGCAGUGAUGACCUGACCCACACAUACAAGGGCUUCACAGUGAUGAAUGAGGAUGAGCGCUACGAUGCCAUCAGACACUGCCGCUACGUGGACGAAGUGGUGCGAAACGCCCCCUGGACGUUGACGCCAGAAUUCCUCACAAAACAUCGCAUUGACUUUGUGGCCCAUGACGACAUCCCAUACUCCUCAGCGGGCAGUGAUGACGUGUACAGGCACAUUAAAGAAGCGGGUAUGUUUGCCCCGACCCAGCGGACAGAGGGAAUCUCCACCUCUGACAUCAUCACACGCAUCGUCCGUGACUACGAUCUGUACGUGAGACGUAACCUGCAGAGAGGAUACACAGCCAAGGAGCUGAACGUCAGCUUCAUCAACGAGAAGAAAUACCACCUGCAGGAGCGCGUAGAUAAGGUGAAGAAGAAGGUGCGUGACGUGGAGGAGAAGAGCAAGGAGUUUGUGCAGAAGGUGGAGGAGAAGAGCAUCGACCUCAUCCAGAAAUGGGAGGAGAAAUCCAGGGAGUUCAUCGGCAACUUCCUGCAGAUGUUUGGACCUGAGGGAGCUCUGAAACACAUGCUGAAGGAAGGAAAAGGCCGCAUGCUGCAGGCCAUCAGCCCGAGGCAAAGCCCCAACAGCAGCCCCACCCGCGAGGAGCGCUCGCCGUCUCCCACUUUCCGUCUCCCCUUCUUCAACAAGACCUCCCCUCCACCCUCACCUCCGCCCCACCACAGCGGCGCCCGCCCAUACCUCAUCAGCGAGGACGACGACGAGGACGACGAAAACUGAAUCGUCAGCUUUGUGGAUCCACGGCCAGAGUGCUACCAGUUAGCUGAGCUGUCGAGUAGCGUGGUUUUCGUCAAGCUCCUGAUUACAUCUUACGUUUUUUUCAUUUUAUUUCGAUGUUUAGCACCUCAGUGUCACGUUAACUUUAACAACCAGUUUCUCCACAGCUCUUGUUUUUAAACAGCUAAUUCUGUCUCUGUGUAACGGUCAGUAAAAGUUACCACUAUCCACUUGAGUUCUUUGAAAAUUUGUCUCAUUAAUCUCAGUCACUUUUGAUGUUGAUUUUUAUUAGACAAUGCCAUUUAGGAAUAUCUGCACACACUCUGUGUCACACUCCGUGCACACUUCCAUCUCUAAGGGUGUUCUUCAGGUUUGCGUUGUAGGUGUUUUUGGUUUUGUUCUCGUCAUGACUGUAGCAGGAGGGGCUCGCGGGGGUUUCGGUCACUUGUUGGAACAGCACAUGUUGCCUUGGUGAGCGAGAGGUGACGCUGUUGAGUUCAUCCUGGAGUAGGUCAGAAAACUCAAGGUUUUAAUGAUCUGCUCAUUCAAUGGGGCAGUUUGCUAACCUGAAAUCAACCCGGCUUUUUUAUUAAAUACCAAGGGAAACAAUCAAACCAGAGCUGAAUCUAAGAGUAACAGUGUUAAUCGUCCACUGAACAGCAGGUUGUUUCUGAAGUUUGUCGCCUGCUUUGGGGCUGCUUGCGGCUGUGUGUAUGUGCAUGUGGUGUUUUUUGCGUACAAGCUCUAAAAUAACAUUUGCAUGUUUGAAUUGUCUCCUGUCACCUUUCCCCCUCUGUUGACAGUUCUGGGUUCAGCUUGACUUUACUGCGUUUAGUAAAAGAUUCGCUUACACAUUUGUUUUUGUUUUUCCGUCUAAGGAAGGAAAUGGGUCUUUGAAAGAGACGUAUUGAACUGGGCGCCUUUUUUAAAUGUGGCUGAAGAGAAAUUCUCGUAAGGAUGGCAGGGAGAACCCGUUGAAAUGUUGAUGUAGAAACUUAUUUUUGUAGAUUUCUUCUUUCCUUUCUUUAUCCUCUGUACAGAUGUGAUCUUAAUCAUCCCCCUUGUAGAAGCACUUUUUCAUGCUGAGCCGAGAAUCAACGUGAGAAACGCUAGACUUCUCUUUUCGUUCCUUUUUUGUGUUGCAGAUCUGGGCCAUUAGGGAGUCAACUUUUUCCCUCUGAUACACAUGUGUUGCUUAGGGAAAGUUCAAGGUUUUAGAGAACAGUCUCUAUUUGUAAGAAAUCACAUCUUGUGUAGUUGGAAUUAUGAGCACAGCAGGUUUCUUUAGUGUGUUCCACACACACACACACACACACAAAUACAUGAAUGGAUCUGGGGUUUUAGAAACCAGGCAUUACGCAGGACUUUACUUGUAAAGAGUCUGUGCUGCAGUCUGUGUGUUGAUGGUCUGGACUGAGUUUCACAUGUUGGUGAAGGGUUUGAGUUUAUGUAUCGGUGAAAGUCCAGUUUUUUUUUUUUGUAGCUACCUCCUUCUUCCCUAAACUGAUUCUCUUUUCAUUUAGAUGAGCACAAGGUGUGAGUGCUAUUAUUUUUCCUUUCUGAACAGCCAUUGUUACAGCACUGAACCAAUGUGACUGGUUAAAUAUUUGAUUUUCAGGCCUCGGUGUGUGUGUCUGUGUGCGCGCGACUGUGUACUCAUCCUGCAUCUCCAGUGAUCAUAAAGCAUGUGUUGUCUCCUAUAUAACCGAUAAUGAACCAUCACAGGUGACCUGAAGACGUAAUGCAAUACUGUUAAGACGACUCCAUUAUAAAUGUUGACGGAUCAAUCUGUUCUAGGCUUGGUUUCUCAAAAGCACCUGUGGUUUAAAAUCGGUCUUUGCUGCAGCGAUAGAAACUGGCUCUAUUCUGGUGUGUUGUAUGUCCGAUUUUAAGAUUUGUGGAGGAGGGGGUAACAGUAAAGAAUUCCCAGUUAUAAAUGUUCUACUUUUGGUAUAUUUAAAAGUACUAAACUCGACUAAUCUGCUGAGGAAAUCCAGCCUAGAUUUUGGUGCUAAGCUACUUUUGGGAAGCCUUGCCUUGAUUCUUGUGGAAUCUGUUCUUUUUAAAAAUCAGUGUGAAGCUUCUGAGCAUGUUGUCGCGUCGGUAAAAGACUUGAGAGGCGAGUCAGUGACAGCCACUGCUGCAAAGAUUUACAAAAUGUAAAUGUUUUAACAGCAAGUGUUUUAAUCGUGUUAUUUUACAAUUUUGGGGCUCAUUUUGUUUUAUGUCCUGGAUGUAGAGAAAGCAGACUGGAAAAGUGUAUUAAACAAUGUCAGCCAAAGCA